CACACACACACACACACAAGCCCAUCGCCGCCACCCUCGACCUCCGCACAACCAAGUUGUUUGUCAAAUUUCACUGUGUGUAUUACUUCAGGGUUGUGAUGUCAUACCAGUUUGUCUGAAGAUGCUACAGCUCCAAUUUGACUUGACAUUGAACUUCCUCUUGAGAUAGAGCAGCACUUAUUUUACAAGUCUCUCUCUCUCUCUCUCUCUCUCUCCAUUCUAGGGUAUUGCUAUCGACGUUGAAACCUUUCACACCAAUUUCUCUGCCAAAAUCCUUAAUCCGAAAGCGCUGAGUUUGUGCGUCGUAUUCUCAAUAAUAAUAAUAAUAAUAAAAAGAUGGGUUCUUUCGCUGCAUUCAGUUCGAGUUGUUAUUUCGAUCGAGGAUGCUUUUGGAAGGAUGAAAUCAAGAAUUCAAAGGUUCGAAAAAUGUGUGUCAGAGCCUCGGUGGCCUCGACGCCACAAAGCUUCAAGGUUGCGGAUAUCCAAGCUCAGAAGUCAGAGAAGGCCAUUAGAAUUGGUGUUCUUGGAGCCAGUGGUUACACGNCUCAGGGUUAUAAUGAUAUCUUUCUAUGUUUGAAUUAUUGGUUUCCCAUCAAAUUGACUUCUCUGACUAAGAACUGCUUUUUUGAUUUGCCAGAUAUGGUUGCUGUCAGUGAUGCAGAUUUUUCCAAUGUGGAUGCUGUGUUUUGUUGUUUGCCACAUGGAACCACUCAGGAAAUUAUCAAAGGUCUUCCUAACAGGUUAAAGAUUGUUGAUCUUUCUGCGGACUUCAGGCUGCGAGAUAUUGGUGAAUAUGAAGAAUGGUAUGAUCAGCAUCACAGGGCACCUGAUCUGCAGAAAGAAGCUGUAUAUGGUUUGACAGAGAUCUAUAGAAGUGAAAUCCAAAAUGCACGUCUAGUGGCAAAUCCUGGAUGUUAUCCCACAUCUAUUCAGCUUCCUCUUAUUCCUUUGAUAAAGGCUAACCUUAUUGAAGUGAAAAAUAUCAUUAUUGACGCAAAAUCUGGUGUCAGUGGAGCAGGACGUGGUGCCAAGGAGGCAAAUUUAUACACUGAAAUAGCUGAAGGGAUUCAUUCUUAUGGCAUUACCAGGCAUCGUCAUGUGCCAGAAAUUGAACAAGGAUUAUCUGAUGCCUCUAAUUCAAAAGUAACUGUCAGCUUCACCCCACACUUAAUGCCCAUGAGCCGUGGUAUGCAAUCAACUAUGUAUGUGGAAAUGGUUCCGGGAGUUUCAACUGAGGAUUUGUGCCAUUGUUUGAGGAGCUUUUAUGAGAAUGAAGAAUUUACAAUUUUGCUGAAGAAUAAGGAAGUUCCUCACACUCGCCAUGUCCGAGGAUCUAAUUAUUGUCUUUUGAAUGUCUUUCCCGAUCGAAUCCCUGGAAGAGCAAUAAUAAUAUCUGUCAUUGAUAACCUUGUGAAGGGAGCUUCUGGCCAAGCUUUACAGAAUCUUAAUUUAAUGAUGGGAAUUCCAGAGAACACAGGGCUUCUGUGCAUGCCUUUAUUUCCUUAG
Messenger RNA from Ilex paraguariensis (yerba mate), 1506 nucleotides. The record is from the annotation of a GenBank genome assembly. NCBI's taxonomy places the organism in Eukaryota, Viridiplantae, Streptophyta, Magnoliopsida, Aquifoliales, Aquifoliaceae.